Messenger RNA from Thermothelomyces thermophilus ATCC 42464, 932 nucleotides. RefSeq lists its product as uncharacterized. NCBI's taxonomy places the organism in Eukaryota, Fungi, Ascomycota, Sordariomycetes, Sordariales, Chaetomiaceae. The record is from RefSeq and is a predicted model, not a curated record. The coding region runs from base 281 to 733 and encodes 150 amino acids. The transcript is spliced from 4 exons.
ACGACCCGGCCGCCUCCGCCUCUCAAAUACAUUCGCGCCUUCCUCACCGAACCCAACGCAGAAGUUUUAGUGCAUCCCUCGCAAUUCUGCCCUUUUCGACGUUCAGCCGAGCAUUUGAGUGUUGUUGCGACAUCACACACAGUCCAGGCACAAACCCCUCCUUUGGGUCUUGCUGUUGGAGACCCUGUUGCCUCGCUUUUUCAGCCGUUCGAUACCGCCACACUACCCAGCUAUACUACCUCCCUAAAGUCGCUUCUGGUUACGCCAAAUACAUUCCGCCAUGGCCCUACCAAAGAGAAUUGUUAAAGAGACUGAGAGGCUGAUGGCCGAACCAGUUCCUGGAAUCAGCGCCGUUCCACACGAAGACAACCUCCGGUAUUUCGAUGUCGAAAUCCAUGGCCCCUCGUCGUCACCGUACGAAGGCGGCGUCUUCAAACUCGAGCUGUUUCUUCCCGAUGACUACCCUAUGGCGCCCCCAAAAAUUCGCUUUCUGACCAAGAUCUUCCACCCCAAUGUCGACAAGCUGGGCCGCAUCUGCCUCGACGUUCUCAAGAAUAACUGGUCACCUGCGCUACAGAUCCGGACCAUCCUGCUGUCCAUCCAAGCGCUCCUCGGCGCCCCCAACCCGGAUGAUCCGCUUGCUGCCGAUGUUGCCAAGAGUUGGAAGGAGGACGAACAGGCAGCCAUUGCCACCGCAAGGGCUUGGACACAGCAAUACGCCGUCCCGAAAUAGUCGUCUCGCGGCUCGAUUUUCCAAUGCAAGAAACCAAGCGGUGUUGCAAUGACUGUUGGUAGUUCAAGAACAUUCAAUGGAGUUCAGGAUGGGGGGCUGUAGUCCGGGAUUUUGGUUGGAGUUAGUGGAAUCGGGUCUGCAGAAGGCCGACUUUGGAACACGCUACUUUCGUAGCAAAUGAAGGGUUCAUGAGAUAGAG